GGAGGCACCAGCGUCAGUGCUAACAACAGCUGCCACUGCAGGGACCACCUCCCAUGGUACCCAUGAUCGCACGCGUGUGGGGCGGCGCGGGGGCGGACGCCGAGUGGACGGACGUGCCGGUGACGCCGCUGACCACGUGCCGGGACCUGGUGGACUGCUGCCGGGACCCCGGCGACGAGCCCUGCACGCUGGUCCAGGUGUCGGCGGGGCACGAGCGGGCGCUGUCGGACUCGGAGCGCCCCCUGGAGGUGCUGCAGCAGUGGCGCGGCCGCGGGCCGGUCAGGCUCGUGCUGCGCUACACGGUCGACCACGACCUCCACCUGGACAACCAGAGGCGGCUCAGCCCCCACACGCCCCUCCCGUCGCAAGAAGGUGUCCAGCCUUCGAGAAAUGGAAUGAAGGAGCCGGGACCCUUCGCUGACACGGUAAGCAGACCAGUUUCCUUUCCAUGUCACUCCAGCUGGCGAGCAUCACGUAAGUCCAAACCGCUUUGCAUGUGCCAGAGUCAAAGGUGGUCGCAACAGGCCACGCGCCGGCUGAGCGAUGGGCAGAGGAAAUGCAGAACUGUCGUCGACGCCGGCAGCGGAGAGACGGGGCGCCAGCAGUACGACGCGCCGUGGCGCGCAGCAGCCAGCCCCGCGUGGCCGGAUUCCUGCGGCUCGCAAUCUCCUGCCGAGAGCCGCGCCGCGCCGCGCCUCCACCCACCCCCACAUUCCGACGACACGGGGUUCCUCGCCCCAUUCCGACACCCGGCUGCGCGCCGCACCAGCCCUGUCUCGCCUUUCUAA
Molecule: messenger RNA, 788 nt
Organism: Schistocerca gregaria
Lineage: Eukaryota; Metazoa; Arthropoda; Insecta; Orthoptera; Acrididae
Exons: 7
Coding region: 54-788 (244 amino acids)
Biological process (GO): regulation of apoptotic process
Cellular component (GO): nucleus
Molecular function (GO): p53 binding
Source: RefSeq, a predicted model, not a curated record